This is a messenger RNA of Westerdykella ornata, 1611 nucleotides long. RefSeq names its product high-affinity methionine permease-like protein. Gene Ontology annotation, molecular function: L-amino acid transmembrane transporter activity. Lineage: Eukaryota; Fungi; Ascomycota; Dothideomycetes; Pleosporales; Sporormiaceae. The record is from RefSeq and is a predicted model, not a curated record. Gene Ontology annotation, biological process: amino acid transmembrane transport. Bases 1 to 1611 code for a protein of 536 amino acids. Gene Ontology annotation, cellular component: membrane. The transcript is spliced from 3 exons.
AUGCCAUCCAAGGACAACGACGACGACGUCGCCCAGACGGUGCGACCCAAGGACGACACCACGUAUGGCCAGCCGCCCUCGGACGUUGCUGAGGGAGUCAUCGAGGAUGAGCACACGUACCAGUUUGACGAGUCCCGCAAGAUUGGAAUCACUGGCGCCGUCUUCCUGAUCCUGAAUAAGAUGAUCGGCACGGGUAUCUUUUCUACGCCAUCCGGCAUCUUUGCGGCGACGGGUUCGGUGGGUGUCGCCCUUUUCCUGUGGAUCAUCGGCGGCAUCCUCACCUUUGCUGGCCUUUCCGUCUUCCUCGAAUUCGGCCUUGCCAUCCCCAAAUCCGGCGGCGAGAAGAACUACCUCGAGCGCGUCUACCGGCGGCCAAAGUAUGUUGCCACCUGCGUCCUCGCCGCACAGAUGCUGCUCCUGGGCUUCUCCUCUGGGAACAGCCUGGCCUUUGGUCGUUAUGUCCUCUUCGCUUCCGGAUCAAAGUCCCCAGAUGGAUGGGCCGCUCGCGGUAUUGCCAUUGCAUGCGUCACCUUCUCUGUCCUGUUGCACUCGACUCUCCCCAAAUGGGGCAUCCGGCUCUUCAACGUCUUGGGCAUCUUCAAAGUCGUCAUCCUCAUCUUCAUCAUCUUCUCCGGCUUCGCCGCCUUGGCCGGUCACCGCAAAGUCCCGGAUCCCAAGAACUUUGACAACGCCUUCAGGCUCGAGGUUGGCGAUGGCUAUGGAGGCGGGGGCGCCUACGCAUACUGCACUGCCCUGCUACGCAUCAUCUACUCUUACAAAGGGUGGGAGAACGCAAACUAUGUCGUCAGCGAGCUCAAGCAUCCCCGGAAGACGCUCGCCAUUGCAGCACCGCUUGCCGUUGGAGGCGUCACCAUCCUUUAUGUUCUGGCAAAUGUUGCCUAUUUCGCCGCCAUCCCCAAGGACCAGCUGGCAAACAGCGAGGUCAUCGUAGCCGGUGUCUUUUUCCGAAAUGUCUUUGGUGAGAGCGCAGGCGCCAGCAGUCUGCCCGCUUUCGUUGCACUGAGCAAUCUCGGCAAUGUGCUCGCCGUGAGCUUCGCCCAUGCCCGUCUGAACCAGGAACUUGCCAAAGAGGGACUUUUGCCGUGGAGUCGAUUCUGGGCUUCCAACAAGCCGUUCAACGCGCCUGCUACAGCUCUCUCCCUCCACUGGCUCAUCACCGUCAUCGUCCUUGUCGCUCCACCCGCCGGCCCCGCCUACAACUUCAUCGUCGACCUCUACACCUAUCCGGGCGCCUGGAUCAACGGCUUCGUCACCGCCGGCCUCAUCUACCUCCACUACUCCAAACGCGAGCGCUGGCAGUCUCCCUGGCACACCUACCUUCCUAUCGCCGUGCUUUACCUCGCCGCCAACAUCUUCCUCGCCAUCACCCCUUUCAUUCCUCCGGAUGGCGACUGGAACGCCGAGGGCUACCCGUAUUAUGUGUUUCCGGUUGUGGGCGUCGGCGUUUUGCUGCUGGGGGUGGUUUAUUGGGCGUUUUGGACCAAGGUUGUGCCGCGGAUUGGGGGUUAUAAGAUUGUGGCCCAUAGGUAUGAGGAUGGGAAUGGGGUGGAGCAUGUUAGGUAUAUCAAGGUGUCGGCGAAACAUGAGUAG